AUGUUAGAACUCGCUGAAAUAGCUCCUCCUCUGGCUCCUCCUCUGGCUCCUCCUCUGGCUCUCGCUCUGGCUCCUGCUCUGGCUCCUGCUCUGGCUCCUGCUCUGGCUCCUGCUCUGGCUCUGGCUCCUGCUCUGGCUCCUGCUCUGGCUCUUGCUCUGGCUCCUGCUCUGGCUCCUGCUCUGGCUCCUGCUCUGGCUCUGGCUCCUGCUCUGGCUCCUGCUCUGGCUCUGCUCUCUGCUCUGGCUCCUGCUCUGGCUCUGGCUCCCGCUCUGGCUCCUCCUCUGGCUCCUCCUCUGGCUCCUCCUCUGGCUCUCGCUCUGGCUCCUGCUCUGGCUCCUGCUCUGGCUCCUGCUCUGGCUCCUGCUCUGGCUCCUGCUCUGGCUCUGGCUCCUGCUCUGGCUCCUGCUCUGGCUCCUGCUCUGGCUCCUGCUCUGGCUCCUGCUCUGGCUCUGGCUCCUGCUCUGGCUCUGCUCUGGCUCUGGCUCCUGCUCUGGCUCUGGCUCUGCUCUGGCUCUGGCUCCCGCUCUGGCUCCUCCUCUGGCUCCUCCUCUGGCUCCUCCACUGGCUCUCGCUCUGGCUCCUGCUCUGGCUCUGCUCUGCUCUGGCUCCUGCUCUGGCUCCUGCUCUGGCUCUGCUCUGGCUCUGGCUGCCUGCUCUGGCUCCUGCUCUGGCUCCUGCUCUGGCUCCUGCUCUGGCUCCUGCUCUGGCUCUGGCUCCUGCUCUGGCUCCUGCUCUGGCUCUGGCUCCUGCUCUGGCUCUGGCUCCUGCUCUGGCUCUCGCUCUGGCUCCUGCUCUGGCUCCUGCUCUGGCUCCUGCUCUGGCUGCUCCUGCUCUGGCUCCUGCUCCUGGCUCCUGCUCUGGCUCUGGCUCCUGCUCUGGCUCCUGCUCUGGCUCCUGCUCUGGCUCCUGCUCUGGCUCCUGCCUGCUCUGGCUCUGGCUCUGGCUCUGCUCUGGCUCUGGCUCUGGCUCCUGCUCUGGCUCCUGCUCUGGCUCCUGCUCUGGCUCUGGCUCCUGCUCUGGCUCUGGCUCCCGCUCUAGCUCCUCCUCUGGCUCCUCCUCUGGCUCCUCCUCUGGCUCUCGCUCUGGCUCCUGCUCUGGCUCCUGCUCUGGCUCCUGCUCUGGCUCCUGCUCUGGCUCCUGCUCUGGCUCCUGCUCUGGCUCCUGCUCUGGCUCUUGCUCUGGCUCCUGCUCUGGCUCCUGCUCUGGCUCCUGCUCUGGCUCUGGCUCCUGCUCUGGCUCCUGCUCUGGCUCCUGCUCUGGCUCCUGCUCUGGCUCCUGCUCCGCCUACGCCCCAUUCACCACCAGUGCUUGACCCCGGGGGAUUUGAGAUAAUCUUCAGCUACAAUUGA
Molecule: messenger RNA, 1350 nt
Organism: Knipowitschia caucasica
Lineage: Eukaryota; Metazoa; Chordata; Actinopteri; Gobiiformes; Gobiidae
Source: the annotation of a GenBank genome assembly